GCCAAAUCCGAAGAAUUACGAAACGUCAAAAACAGAAGCACCGCUGCAAACAGGCGGCGCGGCGCCUCUUCCCCGACCACCAUAGCUCACGCCUCACUACAAUGGGCAAGCAAAAACAACAAAUCAUUUCCCGUUUCUUCGCCCCCAAACCCGACCCCUCCGCUCGAAACCCUCCCUCAACCCCACCCCCCAAAAUCGCUACCACCGUCUCAUUCUCCCCCGCCAAACGCCUCAAAACCGAUCACAUCCACAACAAACUCACCGACAUCCCCAAUCCCGAUCCUAUCCUUCACCAGAAGUUCCUCAGCAAGCUCCUAGAACCCUCCCUCGAUCGUCUAGAACCUUCCCGAAUCACCAAUUUCCCAAAAUCCGGAAACCCUAAGUACACUCCAUUAGAGAAUCAGGUAAUAGACCUCAAAAACAAGUACCCUGACGUGCUUCUGAUGAUUGAGGUUGGGUAUAAAUAUCGAUUUUUUGGGGAGGAUGCUGAAAAUGCUGCUAGAGUUUUAGGUAUUUAUGCAUACAUGGAUCACAACUUCUUAACUGCUAGUGUGCCAACUUUUAGGCUGAAUUUUCAUGUGAGGAGGCUUGUUAGUGCGGGGUAUAAGGUUGGUGUUGUCAAACAAACUGAGACUGCGGCCAUCAAGGCUCACGGCGCAAAUAAGUCUGCUCCUUUCUGCCGGGGGCUGUCGGCCCUGUACACCAAGGCUACUCUCGAGGCUGCUGAGGAUUUAGGGGGUGGAGAGGAGGGGUGCGGGUCCGGGUCGUGUAGUAAUUAUCUGUUUUGUGUAGUGGAGAGGGGUGGGGAAGCGGAUGCGAGGAUUGGGGCUGUGGCGGUUGAAAUUUCGACUGGCGACGUUGUUUAUCGCGAGUUUGAUGAUGAUUUUACGAGAGCUGGAUUGGAGGCUAUGGUUUUUAGUUUGACUCCUGCUGAGUUGCUUCUUAGAAGGCCUCUGUCUAAGCAGACCGAGAAGUUGCUACUGGCAUAUGCUGGACCUGCCUCAAAUGUCCGAGUCAUGCAUGCUUCGCAAGGUAGCUUACGGGAUGGUGGUGGCCUGUCUGAAUUGAUAUCACUAUAUGAGAGUUUAAGCAAAAGUAACAACACCUGUGGUGACCAACAGAACAUUAUAGCUGCAAAUGGCCAAGGCAAUAACUGCUUGAGGUUUGAGGGGUUAAAAGCUAUGCCUGAGUUAGUCAUUCAAGCAUUAGCUUUAACAAUUCAUCACCUGAAACAAUUUGGGUUUGAAAGAAUUCUUUGUUUGGAAGCUUCGUUUCGACCUUUUGCUAGCAUCACAGAGAUGACCCUUUCAGCCAAUGCUCUUCAACAGCUAGAGGUGCUGAAGAAUAAUUAUGAUGGUUCCGAAUGUGGAUCCCUGUUGCAAUGCAUAAACAAUACCCUUACUGUUUUUGGAUCUAGGCUUCUCAGACACUGGGUAACUCAUCCUUUAUGUGAUAGAAACAUGAUCUAUGCACGUUCAGAUGCUGUUUCUGAAAUAUUGAAAUCCAUGGGCUCUUGUUCAGUGUCUGAGGUUGGUUCAAAAGAGGAAAAUCCUGACAUCAUGGUAGUGCAGCCUGAACUCCAUCAUACAAUAUCAUCUGUUUUGACCACUUUAGGACGAGCACCUGAUGUUCAACGUGGGAUUACAAGAAUUUUUCAUCGAACUGCUACCCCAUCUGAGUUCAUUGCAGUUGUUCAAGCUCUCUUGGUUGCUGGAAGACAAUUGCAUCAACUUCAAGGUCAUAUAGAGGACAUAAACAACAGUCUCAGAGACAGGACUGUGCACUCUGGUUUGUUGAGAAAGGUGAUAUUCACAGCCUCAUCCUCCAGUGUUAUAAAUACUGCAGCAAGACUCCUGUCUCAUCUUAGCAAAGAAGCUGCUGAUCGACGGGAUUUUCAUAACCUUUUUAUUGUUUCUGAUGGAAAUUUCUCAGAGGUUGCUUCAGCCAAAAACAAAGUGCAAUUGGCCAAUGAGAUGUUGCAUGAAUUGCUUCUUCAGUAUCGCAAACAACUGCGUAUGCACAAUCUUGAAUUUACAACUGUAUCUGGAGUCACACAUUUGAUAGAGCUGUCUCUUGAUGUUAGGAUACCUUCAAAUUGGGUUAAAGUAAAUAGCACGAAGAAAACAAUUAGGUACCAUCCACCUGAAGUAUUGAAUGCCUUAGACCAAUUAACUCUGGCUAACGAGGAGCUGUCAAUUGUUUGUCGAGCCACUUGGGAAGGGUUUUUGAAAACAUUUGGUGGAUGCUAUUCUGAGUUUCAGGCUGCCGUUCAAGCAUUAGCCACUUUGGACUGUUUAAAUUCACUUGCCAUGCUAUCUAGGAAUAAGAAUUAUGUUCGACCUGUUUUUGUAAGUGAUGAGGAGCCUAAUCAGAUUAUCAUCAAUAGUGGCCGACAUCCAGUUAUGGAGAAUAUCCUGCAGGAUACUUUUGUUCCAAAUGACACAAAUUUGCAUGCAGAUGGGCAAUACUGUCAAGUUAUUACCGGACCAAACAUGGGCGGAAAAAGUUGCUAUAUAAGACAAGUUGCUCUCAUUUCUCUCUUGGCUCAGGUUGGCUGCUUCGUUCCAGCAUCAUCAGCAAAAUUGCAUGUUGUUGAUGGCAUUUUCACUCGGAUGGGAGCUUCGGAUAGUAUUCAGCUAGGGAAAAGCACUUUCUUGGAAGAAUUGAGCGAGACAUCUCACAUUCUUCAAACCUGCACAUCCCGCUCAUUGGUCAUAAUUGAUGAACUCGGAAGAGGCACAAGUACACAUGACGGUGUGGCUAUUGCUUAUGCUACAUUGCAUUACCUACUUGAGCAUAAAAGAUGUAUGGUCCUCUUCGUUACACAUUAUCCAGAAAUACUCAGCAUUAGAAAUGAGUUCCCAGGAUCUGUCGGAGCAUUCCAUGUUUCUUAUUUGACACAAGAGAAGGAUGUUGAUGCGGAGCUCAAGGAGGUGGAUACUGUGAAUCAUGAAGAUGUAACCUACCUUUACAAGCUUGUGCCUGGGGUGUCUGAGAGAAGUUUUGGGUUUAAGGUCGCUCAACUUGCACAGUUACCUUCUUCAUGCAUCAGACGUGCUGUUAUGAUGGCAGCUAAGUUAGAAGUAGAGGUAUGCGAAAGAGAGAGCAGCAAGUCUUUGCACAACAGUUCAAAGUCUCAUGAUAAAUCUGAAGAUUCAGAUCAUGCCUGUGUACCUAUGGAUUGGUUGCACACACAAGCAGAUGAAAACUCAGAAGAAGUUGAGAAAGCUUACAAGGAUAUAUUCUUUCACUUAAAUCUUGCCAUCCAAAAUGAAGAUGGUGCUGUAAAGAGGCUCCAUAAUUUGGAGCAUGCUAAAAGCCUUGCCGACAAGCUGGUAAAUAGGUAAACAGAGGUAGACUGGGGAAAUAUAAAAAAUGAGCGUUAUCACAAUCAAACUCUCUGUAGAUGCAUAUGUAACGCUGCCACUGGAAUGCGAGCAUGCUUCGGCUGUGUUGGUAAUUGUAGUCUAUCCAUUUCAGGACUAACGUAAGAGGCUGCACGUGUAGGCGGUUUUGUAGCAUGGUGUUCUUACUCUGAUUAUCUAGUUGGCCUCUAUCCUAAAUGUAUGCAGAUCAUCUCCGAUUAUUUAGAAUCAAUCAGGUAUCUUUUUGAACUUUUAUGUGGCCUAGAGUAGUACUACUAUAUGUUUUGCUAUUAGUAUUACUGAUGAUUCUAUAAUUUUCGGAUAUUUUAUCCUUUUUCUA
This is a messenger RNA of Salvia hispanica, 3705 nucleotides long. RefSeq names its product homolog of DNA mismatch repair protein MSH3 (gene MSH3). Gene Ontology annotation, cellular component: nucleus. Lineage: Eukaryota; Viridiplantae; Streptophyta; Magnoliopsida; Lamiales; Lamiaceae. Gene Ontology annotation, biological process: mitotic recombination; mismatch repair. The record is from RefSeq and is a predicted model, not a curated record. Gene Ontology annotation, molecular function: mismatched DNA binding; ATP binding; ATP-dependent DNA damage sensor activity.